Molecule: messenger RNA, 1942 nt
Organism: Tigriopus californicus
Lineage: Eukaryota; Metazoa; Arthropoda; Copepoda; Harpacticoida; Harpacticidae
Gene: YL-1
Product: vacuolar protein sorting-associated protein 72 homolog
Biological process (GO): regulation of DNA-templated transcription; chromatin remodeling
Cellular component (GO): nucleus
Molecular function (GO): ATP-dependent H2AZ histone chaperone activity
Source: RefSeq, a predicted model, not a curated record
AGGCUUUGAUGAAGGACGACUUCUACUCGACGCAGUAUGGCGGCUUCAACGAGGAGGCCGAUGACGUGGACUUCCAGGCCCCGGCCCACUUGGUCAGGCACGCCGGUAGCCACGAAGUCAUCGAGGACGACGACGAGGUCGAUUCGGACUUCUCCAUCGACGAGAACGAUGAGCCCAAGUCGGACUUGGACGAAGAGGCCGAGACCAAAAAGGCCAAACGUGGCCAAGGCGUCCAAACCAAGGCCUACCGGGAACCCGUUAAACGGGUCGAAAAAGCGGCGGUGGUGGACCCGGCCGCCAAGAAGGCCCGUCAAGCCCAGCGCAUUCAAUCGCAAAUCAAGCGGCAAUGGCAGAAACAAAUGGUGUUGACGGACUUUGGCCGCAAAGAAGCCCGGGCCUCCACCGUCUCGAAAACGGCCGAGACGCAGAACCGGCAAAAAGAGCGCGAGCAUCGGGCGCGGAAACUCCUCCGGCAACGCAUGCGCGCCCGUGAGAAGAAGAAGGCCAACGAACGCGAGCCCACGCAAGCCGAGUUGUUGGCUGAGGCCAAACUCACCGAACGCUUAAACAUCGCCACCUUGAAAAAGUACGAGGAAAUGGAACUGGAGGCCCGCAAGAAAGCCACACCUUCUCGGACUUUGAUUCGUUUCGGAGGAGUUUCCCGUCCAAACGACCUCGUCACUCGCAGCAAAAAAUGUGUCCCAUCACGCGUUUACCUGCCAAAUACUUUGACCCGGCCACCCGAUUGCCCUACGCGAAUUUGCAUGCAUUCAGAAUCCUCCGUGAGGCUUACUACAGCCAACUCGAACAAAAGGGGAACAAAAACGACCCCGAAGUCAAAGCCUGGCUCGAUUGGCGUCAAAAGCACCGACCCACGAAACCCACCCUCCUCACCCAGGUCAGUCGGACGCCCAGCGCUUUCUCUCACCUCCUCAAUCCCGCUUCCACGCCCGUUACGCCCAACCCCGCUCUGGUUCAGCGCGCGUCAGUCAAUAUUGGCGGAGGAACUGUUCAAUUGCCUCCCAGGGCUGUGACUACCACUUUGACGGCUCAGCAACUUCAACAACUCUCUCGAGGCCAAGUAUUAUCAUCCGCACUCCAUAAUGCAUUACGCGGAAACUCUCCACGAGCGCAAAUUGUGACUCGACCGUCUCAGGGGAUCACUGCCCAAGGGUUGGCUGCCGGUCAACAGAUCCUGAGGACCCAGACAGGAUUGACUCAGCAGCCGCAGACUAGGCUUCAACAACCCACCAUUGCCAUUCAUAGGCCCUCGGGCAGCGUGGUGGUGACCUCGGGCUCGAACCACAUUCCCACCACAUUUGCAGUGGCAGUAGCUUCUCAACCUCAAACCCUGAGGGCCACCAAUCAGGGCAUUGCCAUUCAACACAGCUCCUCCAACAAUCCGUUGCGAACCGUGGGCAAUGUAGUCUCCACUGGAGGAGGGCAGCAGAUUGUCGUGGCCCAGCCAGGAGGUCAAGGCCGGAUUGCCCGCCAAAUCGUGAUGAGCCAGGCAGGCGGGACUCCGGUUAGGGGACAGAUUUUACAAGUCACCAAUCAAGCGGGUGGUCAUCAAUUCGUGGUGUCGACCAAUGCGGGAGGGCAGUACUUGAUCAACCAACAACACCAACCCACUUCAAAACCGUAAAAUCGAAAUGAAGCAUUUUGUACCAUUGACAGUUUCGCGUGCCGGGAUCGUUCUCGCCAAGCGGCACUAUAAAUAUCAUCUCCCAACUGAAAUAAAGGAAGCAUCCCUCCGCGCUCUCUAUUCAACCUCGGUAAACGAUUCUCAAAACGGCAACUUUGAAUCCAUCAUACUUACAAAAAUAAGUAACAACGGCUUUGCAUGUCUGAUUUGUCCGCGAUUCAUGCGUGUACGAGUUCUUUAAUUUUCGUGAGUCGCUUGGCAAAAUAACAAUUAAAUAGACUUUAUUUUUAACUUCAA